Molecule: messenger RNA, 4478 nt
Organism: Nematostella vectensis (starlet sea anemone)
Lineage: Eukaryota; Metazoa; Cnidaria; Anthozoa; Actiniaria; Edwardsiidae
Product: kinesin-like protein KIF27
Exons: 29
Coding region: 116-4195 (1359 amino acids)
Biological process (GO): mitotic spindle organization; microtubule-based movement
Molecular function (GO): ATP binding; microtubule motor activity; microtubule binding
Source: RefSeq, a predicted model, not a curated record
UACCGCUUAACGGCUGUCAUGGACGCCAAAACAUGGUUCAAGCUCUUAUCGUUCUUGGACAUUUUGAAAAUACACACUACUUUUCUUCGAUAAUGACUGGAAAAGCGUUUUAAAUAUGUCAGAAGUGCCUGUUCGUGUCGCUGUCAGGGUUCGUCCUCUUGUAGGCCAGGAGAAAGUCCAUCAAGUCCCUCAGUGUGUGGAGUUUGUGGCGAAUAAACCUCAACUGAUCUUAGGAAAGGACAGGGGAUUCACGUUUGAUUAUGUUUUCCAACCAGAUGCAUCGCAGGUGGAAGUCUACGAGAGCUGUAUUGAGCCACUAGUCAAGAGUUGUCUUGAGGGGUACAACGCCACUGUGUUUGCAUAUGGACAGACAGGUUCAGGAAAGACCUAUACCAUUGGGGGACUGGACACAGGCGGGCUGAUGGAUGACCAGUAUGGCAUCAUUCCGAGAGCGGUCAAACAGAUCUUUCAAGCUUUUGAGGAGAGCAAGCAGAAGAUAGUAUUUGAGGUACAUGUGUCAUACAUUGAGAUAUAUUUGGAGGAGUUGCGGGAUCUACUAGAUCUGGAUACAUCCAGUAAAGAUAUACACAUCAGAGAGGAUGAUAAGGGCAAUACAGUUGUUGUGGGUGAAUGUAGCACUUGGUCCAUUAAAGUAUGCUUGUCUGCAGUAGUGCCUUGGGGCAGUCUAUCAGUUUAUGUUGUUGUAGGUGCCAUGGAGCAGCCGGUCCAGUCACUGGAUGAGGUGAUGAGCUGUCUGGACACAGGUUCUGCUGCACGACACACUGGGGCCACCAAUAUGAAUGAGCAAUCUAGCAGAUCUCACGCAAUAUUCACUAUGUAUAUAGGUCAAAAGCCUUUUGAAGAUCCAGAGCAGAUCACAUCCCAAGAGAAUGUCAGAAAACAAAGCCAGGAGUCAGACGUCGACUACAUGGAUUACAAGUACUCCAAGUUCCACUUUGUGGACCUUGCCGGGUCCGAGAGGGUAGACAGGACGGGGAAUGUCGGAGACAGGUUUAAAGAGUCUGUGCAGAUAAACACGGGUCUGCUGGCCUUGGGAAACGUCAUCAGUGCACUUGCAGAUGCACGCAAAAAGAUUCUGCAUGUACCUUAUAGAGAGAGUAAAGUCACACGCUUGCUCAAGGAUUCCCUUGGAGGGAAUGCUCGCACAACCAUGAUAACAUGUCUAAGCCCAGCCGCUGCCGACUUUGCUGAAAACCUCAACACGUUAAAGUUUGCAACAAGAGCGCGAAACAUACGGAACAAGCCGGUAAUCAACAGAGAUCCACAAAACACUAAACUUGCCGAAAUGCAGAACCAAAUAAUGGCGUUACGUGAGGAGCUUCAGCGUCGUAGAGUGUCGUCUAUCGGAUCAGCUGCGACAACCGACACCAGCGAGCAUGUCAAGGAACUUGAGGAAGAACUGAACAGAUGUCGUUCUGUUAGCGAACACUACUCCGAACUCCUGAUGGAAGCAUCUGUGCUUCUCGCCUCCCUGCACAAAGCCGGUGCUAUGUCGAACCACCAGACGAGUGAAUACGAGCACUGGACGAAACGCAUCGAGCAGAUCCGAAGUCGUCCGAUCUGGACACCGACUAGUGGUAGACAACAGCAGCUGGAUGUUAUCGUGGAGCUAAAGAAGAACAACCAAAAAUUGAAGUCUGACCUGGCAAGUGACGAGGAAAUCUUUGCAGAGAAGGCCAAAGAAAUCAACAAUCUCAAUGAUCGCAUCCGAACACUUGAGGAACAAAACAAUUGCCUCAAGGAGCAACUAAAGCAGAGCCUGGAACGAGUCAGAAAACAGGAAGACCAACUCUUCCAACAGCAGUUGCAGCUUAACCAGAGACAUGAUGGUGUGUCCGUUUCCCGCAAUAAACUACCGUUGAUUCCUGAAACUCGUACGAGGGCGCAGACAGCGCCUGUCGACAAUACCGCUGACCCUAGUACCGAGGGGCGAAACUUGCACAGCAGCCCUUCAACGUUCAACACCGAUAGGAUGCUGCAGGGGUUCCGCGCUCGCAGUCAACUGCUGGUCAGCAGGUUGGAAGAGCAGGACGAGGUGUUGUGUACUCUUUCAGACACGAGUGACAGCGAGGAUGAGCACAGGCCUGAACAUGCGGGCUCAAGGGCGCUUGGCAAAACGUGGAAAGUGAAAACCAACAGAACACCAGGACUAGUAGAUGGUUUGCGAGCUUGUGGGGGUGGGGUGGUUAAGACCGAAGGCGUACCCAGCUCCCAUGAAGACCAGGAGGCAUUGUUAUCAAAUCUGCGCUGCAGCACGAAGCUCAUGGGAAAAGAGAUGAAAGAAGCCGAGCUAGGCCUCCACGAAGCGCAGCAGAAGUUAAGAGAUCUCACCAUAAACAUCAAAUUGAAAGAAGAGUUCAUCAAAGAACUUGUUAAAAGUGACAAGGAAGCAAAGGAGAUGAAAAAGCGUUACACAGAGAAGACAAAAAGCAUGCGUCAGGAGGUUGAGAAGGCGAAGAGCGAUUUGGAGGAGACGAAGCGAACACUGGAGACGUACGAGAGUCGGGCAAAUAACGAACUCAACGAGAAGCAAAAACUGGAAAGCGAGUACAAACGCAAGAUGCAAGUCAUGGAGGCUAAGAUAGCCACUCUCAGGCGAAAACAGAAGGAUAGUGAGAAAGUAAGCGCUAUGCAUGACGAACGCGAGAAGAAAGUCCAGGAUCUCAUGACACAGAUGGAGCGCAUGCGCGCACAGCAAGACCAGCUGACCAAGAGACUGCGGGAGGAGAGUGAUCGGAAAGCGCGCCUUGAAAGAGAUAUGCAGAAACAGCUACAGCGAGUUAAGGAAUUGGAACAACAGACGUCACAGCAGCAGAAGGUGUUGAAGAGGAAGACAGAAGAGGUGGCUAACGUGCAGCGGAAACUGCGAACUGUGGGGAAACAGGGGUCAGACGACAGCACUGCGUCUGAAGAACAGGCAAAACUUGAGAAGCAGCGCUUGUGGCUGGACUCGGAGGUGGAGAAGAUCCUAAAGCGCAAGCAAGCAAUCGAGACCCUGGAGGAAGAACUGAAGAAACGCGAGCAGAUCGUACAGCAGAGGGAGGCGAUGGUGGCGGAGAAGAGCGGACUGGAGAUCAAGAAGCUGCGCUCAAGUCAAGUCCUCAGCAAGGACAUCAUCCGCCUUUCUGUGCAAGUGAACGAAGUAGAAAGUCAGAUCAAAGAGAAAGGGGAUGAAAUGAAACGUAGCCAUAGUAACAACGCUAAGGAGGAACUUCACUCACUAGCUCGGACUAGAGUUGAGCUCAGCAAACAGCGGGAGAUCCUGGAGCAGAAGCUACAGCAGGGUACCCUCCUCGAUCCCAAUGAGGAACGAAGGUUGAUUGAGCUAGACGAGGGAAUAGAAGUCCUAGAAGCAGCCAUUGAAUACACGGACGAGCAGAUCCACACUCAGCAGCGAGAGAUAGAGGAUGACGUCACACCUGACACACCCUCCCUGGGUCUUGUGGACAGACUCAAAGGCUUAUCUCAGGACCAGGCUGCUGGAUUACUCUCAAGGUACUUCGAAAAAGUCGUCCAGCUACGCGAGGAGGACCGGAAGUUGCGACUUCAAUGCGCCGACCUGGAAGUGAGGCUAGACGAGCAGGAGCGGAUCAUCGGGGAACUGGGGAGAAGCUUAAACCAAUCCAAGCUUCAGGCGGACCGCAAGAUGAUUGAGCAGCAAAAAGAGGGCGAGAAACGAAUCCAGUUUCUCAUCAGCAAACUAAAAGAUGCUGAGAACGCCGGCGGGGGUGACCCGGCCAUCAGUACUGGUGAUACGGGUCUCCGUAUGCAGCAGCUGGAAAAGGACUUGUACUACUACAAGAAAACCUGUCGAGACCUGAAAAAGAAACUGCGAGAGCGCAUGACUGGAAUGGUGGAGAGCGCUGAGAGCGGGAUCGCAGGUGCCAGUGCAAUUGUGGAGACCUCCGAUCACCACAACGCAAAACAGAUAAAGGACUCCCUCCUAGGGAAGAGUAGUUCCCAGCCCUCCACUCCUGUCAGGAUGUCGCGCAAGGGUCUGAGGCAGCUCAGCGCUCAAGAAAUCCAACAACGAAAACCUCUCACUGUUGGUGCCCAGUCCUCGGUGGUGGCGUCGAAUAACGACGGUCGCGUUUCGCAGAGCGUCACCGAAGAGCCUGAGGAAGAGUCGAUUAUACAAGACUCAAUCGAGCAAGGGAAUAACCCAUGGGCAUGAAAAACAAACCUCGUGGUUUUCCCACAAUUCCACCUUAGUCUCUAUCGAUAACCCUGUCAUUUGUUCCCACUUAAAAGACUUAGAAGGAUGUCAAAGUAUUUGAACUGGGUGUGCCGGAGCAUGUAGUCGUACCAGUAGAAAUAGUCUUUGAGAUGCUCCCUACUCUGGUUGGACGUGCGCUUCACAUAGGGGCAUGGGGCGAGUGCUGACCGUAUUGCCGCGUAAAUUAAAACAUGAGAUGAACAAAAUGGACCACGCUUGAAAUAAACAAUCUUUCGUAUCC